Fraxinus pennsylvanica is the source of this 3024-nucleotide messenger RNA. The record is from the annotation of a GenBank genome assembly. Lineage: Eukaryota; Viridiplantae; Streptophyta; Magnoliopsida; Lamiales; Oleaceae.
AUGGCCUCUUUAGCUUCCCCUGUAAAUUUGGGAAGCGUGAGCAUGAUUUCUUCUGGUCAUUUUAAAGGGUCUGUUUGUUUAGUUAGACGGGUGGAUUUUCGUGGAAAUGAGAAUAAUUUUAGGAGGUUUAUUGGUGGAAAUAGAUGGAGGUAUGUGGGUUUGUGUAAAUAUUCUGUAACAACUAAUUAUAUCACGGAACAAGGGACUUCGACAUCUACUGAUUCUACAUGUAGAGGUAGUAAAGACAAUGAUACUGAUACAUUUCUCAAGGCGGCUCCCAAGCCGGUUUUGAAACCGGGGUCUAAGGUUGAAACUGUUCUUAAUAUGCCUUGGGAUGAAGUGAAACUUAAAGAGGAUUUAGAUAAUGGAAAGACAAGUGAAAGUGAGGAGGAGAGGAGUAAGGUAAUCGAGUCACAGGGAGAAGUGUUGGAGAUGGCGGAAAAGGUGGAGAAAAGUAAGGAGCCAAAUGUUUCUGUAAAUAAACCAUCAGCAAAUCAAAAUGCAGGCCUAAAGAAUGGUAAACCAGUUAAUUCAACAGCUGAUUCAAAUAGCAAGUCGAAGGCUUCGAAAAGUGUCUGGCGGAAGGGGAAUCCUGUGGCUACUGCACCAAAAGUUGUGAAGGAAGCCCUGAAACAGGAUGCGAGAAUAGAUAAUAGAGGGAAGGAUGCAUCUCAUGCUAUUACGCCACUCAGACCGCCUCAGCCACCACAGAAAGUUCAACCACAGUUACAAGUGAAACCCUCUGUUGCUCCACCGGUUUCUAUCAAAAAACCUGUCAUUUUGAAAGACGUAAAUGCAACUGCAAAGUCCUCCGUUGCUGAUGAAACCAAUUCAACUGCAGCAGCAAAAGAGCGCAAGCCAAUUUUAAUUGACAAGUUUGCCUCUAAGAAACCUGUGGUUGAUCCUCUGAUUGCUCAAGCUGUUUUAGCUCCUCCAAAACCUGGGAAGAGUCCCCCGCCUGGGAAGUUCAAGGAUGAGUUUCGGAAAAAGGGAGGUCCAUCCGGAGGAUCGCGUAGACGAAUGGUUGAUGAUGAUAUCCCUGAUGAAGAUGCUUCUGAACUUGAUGUUUCCAUUCCGGGCGCAGCUACUGCAAGGAAGGGGAGAAAAUGGACCAAGGCAAGCCGAAAGGCUGCUAGACUUCAGGCAGCUAAAGAUGCUGCACCUGUGAAAAUAGAAAUUAUGGAGGUUGAUGAAGAUGGUAUGUUAACUGAGGAGUUGGCCUACAACUUGGCCAUCAGUGAAGGUGAAAUUCUUGGGUAUUUAUACGCUAAGGGAAUUAAGCCUGAUGGCGUGCAAAAGCUUAGCAAAGACAUGGUGAAAAUGAUAUGCAGAGAGUAUGAAGUGGAAAUCAUUGAUGCUACCCCUGUCAGAGUGGAAGAAAUGGCAAAAAAGAAGGAAAUGUUUGAUGAAGACGACUUGGAUAAAUUAGAAUAUAGGCCUCCAGUUCUAACUAUAAUGGGUCACGUUGAUCAUGGAAAGACAACACUUUUGGAUUACAUACGAAAGAGCAAGGUGGCAACAUCUGAAGCCGGUGGAAUUACACAAGGAAUUGGGGCAUAUAAAGUUCAAGUACCUAUUGAUGGCAAGCCACAAACAUGUGUUUUCCUUGAUACUCCUGGACAUGAGGCUUUUGGAGCAAUGAGAGCCCGCGGCGCAAGAGUCACAGACAUAGCUGUCAUUGUAGUAGCAGCUGAUGAUGGCAUCCGACCACAAACAAAUGAGGCCAUUGCUCAUGCCAAAUCAGCUGGAGUGCCGAUUAUUGUUGCCAUUAAUAAGAUUGAUAAGGAAGGAGCUAAUCCUGAUCGAGUCAUGCAAGAUCUUUCCUCAAUUGGUUUGAUGCCAGAAGAAUGGGGCGGUGACAUCCCAAUGGUUAAGAUAAGUGCUCUUAAAGGGGAGAAUGUAGAGGAUUUGCUGGAAACCAUUAUGCUUGUGGCUGAGUUGCAAGACCUGAAGGCUAAUCCACAUAGGAAUGCUAAGGGAACAGUGAUUGAAGCUGGUCUUGAUAAAUCUAAGGGGCCUGUAGCUACAUUUAUUGUUCAGAAUGGCACAUUGAAAAGAGGAGAUGUGGUAGCUUGCGGUGAAGCAUUUGGAAAGGUGAGGGCUCUGUUUGAUGAUAAAGGGAAGCGUGUUGAUGAAGCAGGACCCUCUAUGCCUGUACAGGUCAUUGGGUUGAACAAUGUUCCCUUAGCUGGUGACGAAUUUGAGGUAGUUGGCUCCCUUGAUGUUGCUCGUGAAAAAGCAGAGUCACGGGCGGAGUAUUUGAGAAAUGAGCGUAUAACUGCAAAAGCUGGGGAUGGAAAGGUGACACUUUCCUCUUUGGCUUCUGCUGUUUCGGCAGGAAAGCUUACUGGAUUAGACUUGCACCAACUCAAUAUUAUUCUGAAGGUUGAUCUUCAGGGAUCCAUUGAGGCUGUCAGACAAGCUCUUCAGGUGCUUCCACAAACUAAUGUAACUCUGAAGUUCCUGUUGCAAGCAACUGGGGAUGUGAGCACCAGUGACGUUGAUCUUGCAGUCGCAAGUCAAGCUAUAAUUUUUGGCUUUAAUGUCAAAGCACCUGGUUCCAUCAAGAGCUAUGCAGAUAACAAAGGCGUUGAGAUCCGGUUGUACAGAGUUAUAUACGAACUUAUUGAUGAUGUGCGAAAAGCAAUGGAGGGACUUCUGGAGACUGUUGAGGAACAAGUGCCAAUUGGUUCAGCAGAAGUAAGGGCCGUAUUCAGCAGUGGCAGCGGCCGUGUUGCUGGAUGCAUGGUAACAGAUGGAAAGAUAGUGAAAGACUCUGGAAUUCGUGUUUUGAGAAAAGGCAAAGAGGUUCAUGUUGGUGUCCUUUGUUCUUUAAGGCGGGUCAAGGAGCUUGUGAAAGAGGUGAAUGCUGGACUCGAGUGUGGCAUUGGAGUGGAGGAAUUCGAUGACUGGGAGGAGGGAGAUAGUAUCGAGGCCUUCAACUCUGUGCAAAAGAAACGAACGCUUGAAGAGGCAUCGGCCUCAAUGGCAGCUGCACUCGAAGAAGUGGGAAUAGAGCUGUAG